AUGACUACACCGAUCACCGGAGGGAGCACUUCUAUACCGGCGGUACGAAAUCAGGUAGAAGUUCAGGUUGGAUUAGUAGGGGAUGCACAGGUCGGGAAAACUUCGUUGAUGGUGAAAUAUGUGCAGAAUAUAUACGAUAAGGAGUACACACAGACGCUUGGAGUGAAUUUUUUGAAAAGAAAAGUCAGUAUACGCUCCACGGAUAUUAUAUUUUCCAUAAUGGAUUUAGGAGGACAGAGAGAGUUCAUUAAUAUGCUUCCAAUUGCGACCGUGGGUUCCUCGGUGAUCAUCUUUUUAUUUGACCUGACACGCCCAGAGACGUUGAGUUCAAUAAAGGAGUGGUAUAGACAGGCGUAUGGGCUGAAUGAUUCGGCAAUUCCUAUCCUGGUGGGCACGAAGUACGAUUUACUAAUAGAUUUAGACCCAGAAUACCAAGAACAAAUCUCGGGAACGAGUAUGAAAUACGCACAGGUCAUGAAUGCGCCAUUAAUAUUUUGUUCUACGGCCAAGUCUAUAAACAUUCAAAAAAUUUUCAAAAUUGCAUUGGCCAAGAUCUUCAAUUUAACGCUGACAAUCCCAGAAAUCAAUGAGAUCGGCGAUCCGCUUUUGAUAUAUAAGCAUUUGGGCAGUCAGCAACGUCGACGUCAGAGUAAGAGCCAGGAUAGAAAAAAUCAUACUGUCAAGAAGCCCUCUUCGUCGCCUUCAUCGAAGCCACCUUCGCCCGGUGUUAACAUAUGA
Molecule: messenger RNA, 738 nt
Organism: Saccharomyces kudriavzevii IFO 1802
Lineage: Eukaryota; Fungi; Ascomycota; Saccharomycetes; Saccharomycetales; Saccharomycetaceae
Gene: TEM1
Product: Ras family GTPase TEM1
Exons: 1
Coding region: 1-738 (245 amino acids)
Biological process (GO): regulation of exit from mitosis
Cellular component (GO): spindle pole body
Molecular function (GO): GTP binding; GTPase activity
Source: RefSeq, a predicted model, not a curated record